Messenger RNA from Siniperca chuatsi (mandarin fish), 8694 nucleotides. RefSeq names its product DNA (cytosine-5-)-methyltransferase 3 beta, duplicate a (gene dnmt3ba). Gene Ontology annotation, biological process: negative regulation of transcription by RNA polymerase II. The transcript is spliced from 27 exons. Gene Ontology annotation, cellular component: nucleus. NCBI's taxonomy places the organism in Eukaryota, Metazoa, Chordata, Actinopteri, Centrarchiformes, Sinipercidae. Bases 287 to 4720 code for a protein of 1477 amino acids. The record is from RefSeq and is a predicted model, not a curated record. Gene Ontology annotation, molecular function: protein binding; DNA binding; DNA (cytosine-5-)-methyltransferase activity, acting on CpG substrates.
CAGCCCCCCGUAUCGGGCGUCCAAUGGAUCGUCCCUGAACGGAUGCGGACGUCACAAGGGCCGGCCGGUGUGCCUAUGUGCUUUAGGACGAAGCUAGAGUCAGGAGGACCAUCUAUAUCUAUAAGGGAACCGCCGAGCAAGCUACGCUGCAAGGUGCUGGCCUAACCAUCUGGUGCAAGUUGGGGUUCAGUGUCUUGCCCAAAGGACACUUCGACAUGUGGACAGCAGGACGACACGCUCCACCUCCUGAGCCACAGCUGCCCAACAGUCAAAAUAGAGCUGCGAGAUGGCAAGUACAGCGGUUGUGACUCCAGACUCCUCCCAUGAUAAAAGCAGCCGCUUUCAUUUGGUGACUUGGGUCAACAACCUGCUGAAGACAAACUUCAAAGAUGUGCGGCAGAUGGGUUCAGGUGCAUGUCACUGUCAGAUCAUGGACUGGGUUAUUCCUGGCUCUGUUGACAUGACCAAGGUGAAGUUUGAUGCACAAGGUGAAGAUGAUUGUAAGCACAACUUCAGUCUCCUCCAUGAGGCCUUCAGCAAGAGCGGUAUCACAAAGACCAUUCCAGUUGAGGAGCUCAUAAAAGGGGAUUUUAAAAGCAACUUUGAGAUCCUGAAGUGGUUCAAAGUUUUCUACACGGCAAAUGUGAAAAAUGAAGAAUACGACCCCGUGAAAGCUCGGGACAGCCACGAUAUCAGCCCUAUUGUGGCAUCUAUACAAUCGCAUAAAUGCACGGAAGAGAACGGCACUGUGACGUUUAAAAAGUUCCCUUACUCUGAAAAGUGGAAGGAUAUUUUUGAUUGGGCUGACCAUAGUGAUCUCGGAGAGCACUAUACGUACUGCCGUUCUUGUGAAAGGAACUUGAACACAUUUCAUAAAGGCCUUGUUGACCUCAGGCGACAUGUGGAAACAAACAAACACAAGAAAAGGGCUCAAAGACAACGCUCUGAGCCGCUGCCCUGUAGCGACGCAGCCAUUCGGUUUAUUCAUAAACACUGUUACACUGGCUUUACUAAAGGUGAACAGGUGUCUAGACAUUUUGCACGCUGUAAGCUGGGGUUGCAGUACCCCAAAGAUAUCACAUCUGUUUGCCAACACACUCCGUACUGUGUAUACAUUUAUGGAGAGGUAACACUGGGAAAGGAUGACACUGUCUCCGUGGUCCUUGUCGGGUUUUUUGAUGUUGAAGCCUCCAGGCACUGCAUCCGAUUUCUGGAUGCUCUUCAGUCAGUGGGUGGUGCAGGAGAUCAAACGGCGGCGGCAGUGGUGGAGACCUUGAAGAAAUUCGGGUUACCCACAGAUAAUCUUGUCGCUGUUUAUUCUGAUGGUAAUGGUGCGGCCUCAGAGCAGAUCUGCUCGCAGCUCAGGGAACUCAACCCGAACAUAGUAGCCUUAGGAGGGCUGUACACCAUCGCUGAUGCUGCUUGCCACGCUGGGGUUAAGGAGCUCACCAAUCAGGCUCAAGAGUUGAUGGCAGAUAUCCAUGCUCACUACUCCUCAUGCUCUGCCAAGAAUGACAACCUCAAGGCUCUUUUUGGCUCAGAUGUCAGUGCGGACAGUCCAUCAUUUCAUCUCAACACCAGCUGCCUUAAGUUCUACCUGUUAGUCACAAAAAUCGUGGAAAUAUGGACAGAUCUGAUAUUGUACUUUAAGUCUAGCGACAAGGACGAUGACAAAGCCAAGUUAAUCUGCUCCCAGCUGCAGGACCCCAAAGUCAGGGCAACAUUUAUGUUCCUGGAGCAGGCCCUGAAGCCUCUGCACAGUUUCCAAAGACAUCUGCAGACACACGACGGGGCUGCCCGAGCUGAUAUGCUGCUCAUCCUAGAGGAAGCCAGCAGCCUGCUGUCCACCUACACCUCCUACUUCCUUCAUCCUCAAGCUGCUGUUCGCUUCAUCAAUGAACGUGAUGCCCAAAUCCUUAAGGACAAGAAAUUCCACCUGUCAAGCCCUGAAUUCAAUCUGGGUGGGAAAGCUGUGGAAGACUUCCUGAAUGAGUCUGAGGCUACAGAAGCACUGCCACUGUUAAAAGAGGAGGUGACGUCUUUCUACGUCGCACUCACAGGUAUCAUUGCGGAGGAGCUGCCUCUAAGUGAGGUGGUGCUAAGGAGCAUAGCUCAGCUGCUGAACCCCCAGAGCCGGCUGGAAGUGACAGGGAAAGCAGUAGGGGAGCUCGGGACCACUCUGGGAAUCUGCAGCUCCCCCGAAGAGGUCAACCAGCUCACGAAUGAAUUCCUUGAGUAUCAGCUGGCUCAGGAGGGAAAGAGUGAAGAGGGAGAGAAGGACAACUCAGCAGUGGUUUCACUGGAGAAACACUGGGCCAGCGUACUGAAGGACGCCAAGCCAACCUCAAUCUUCAGGAAGCUUGUUUUGACCCUAUUGUCUCUGCCCUGUCUUCCACUUGAGGCUCAGCAGGUUUUUUCUCAGGCCCUGAUGAAUGAAGAUGGUGCACUGCUCUCCGAGAGUGAAGCCUUAACAGAAAGCGAGUUUGACGUCACGUCCGACAGCGCUCUCUCUGACAGCACCAGCAACAAGGACUCCUCAGUUCACACCGAAGGUAACAAGAAAGAUAAUCCAUCAGAACUGAAUGGCCUUAAUGUGAGAGUGAAGCCAUGUCAAGUCCGCCUUACAAAGAUAAAUCAGCAAAGUAAUGAACAUGGAGGUGCACAUGGAGAGAAUGGCGCCUCGUGGAAAGAGGGGACCAGUAGGGGAAGUUUUGGCUGGGAAAGCAGCCUCCGCCAGAAGCCACAGGCCCGUACAGUGUUUCAGGCUGGUGCUAGCACCUGGUCCAAACCCGUAGAUCUUGAUAAGGACAGCAAAAAGGGUCUGGAGUCCCAAGAAGAGGUGGCAGAUGAGACAUCACCACCCAGUAAACCAACACCAAGAGGACGACAGAAACAUGCCUACCAGGAUGGAAAAGGGUUUCUGACAGGAGAGCUGGUGUGGGGGAAAGUGAAGGGGUUUUCCUGGUGGCCUGGGAUGGUGAUGCCAUGGAAAACCAAGUCGGCUCCCCCGGGUAUGCGGAGGGUGGAGUGGUUCGGAGAUGGGAUGUUCUCAGAGAUCUAUACCGACGUCCUGCUGGCAUUUAGUGCCUUCACUAAGUGCUUCUGCAAAAAUUCCUUUGCCAGCUUGCCGAUAUACAAGGAAGCCAUCUACCAGAUCAUCGAGUUGGCAAGUGAGCGAUGUGGGAAGUCUUUCACUGAGGCGGAAGGAAAUAAAGAAAAAGAGCUGAAGCUGAUGCUGGACUGGGCUUUUGAGGGAUUUCUGCCUACAGGACCUGAAGGAUUCGUACCUCCUGAUUCUGCUGCACAUCAUGAUUCUUCUGACUCUGCCCUAUCUGACUACCAGCCUCCAGCAAAAAGGAAAUAUGUUAUUAAAAAUAAGGCAAAUGCACCCGUCAUCACCUAUAACAGAGAAUCAAUUACAGAAAAGGUCAAAGAGAAAGGCAAAAACAUUGAAUAUUUUUGUUUGUCUUGUGGAUCAUCUGAGAUUGAAGUGCAGCACCCGUUGUUUGAAGGUGGUCUUUGUCUAAGAUGCAAGGAGAACUUCACAGAGACACUGUAUCGCUACGAUGAAGAUGGUUACCAAUCGUAUUGCACCGUGUGCUGUGCCGGCUUGGAGGUCAUUCUGUGUGGCAACGCCAGCUGUUGCAGAUGUUUCUGUAAGGACUGCCUGGAGAUCCUGGUGGGCCCGGGAACCUUUGACAAGCUGAAAGAUAUUGAUCCCUGGAGCUGCUACAUCUGCAAGCCGUCACAGUGCGACGGAAACCUCAAACUCAGACCAGACUGGAGCGUUAAGGUUCAAGACUUCUUUGUCAACAACAGCGCCAUGGAGUUUGAGCCUCACAGAGUUUACCCCUCCAUCCCUGCUGAUCAGCGCAGACCAAUCAGAGUGCUCUCGCUUUUUGAUGGCAUUGCAACAGGAUACCUGGUGCUCAAAGUCCUGGGCUUAAAGAUUGAGCGCUACAUUGCUUCAGAGAUUUGUGAGGAUUCGAUCGCUGUGGGGAUGAUCAAGCAUGAGGGAAAGAUCGAAUAUGUCAAUGAUGUUCGUACCAUCACGAGGAAACAUCUGGCUGAAUGGGGUCCAUUUGAUCUUCUGAUUGGAGGCAGUCCGUGUAACGACCUGUCCAUGGUCAACCCUCUUCGAAAAGGAUUAUUUGAGGGCACUGGACGGCUCUUUUUCGAGUUCUACCGAAUUCUGACCCUGUUGAAGCCGAAGGAGGGCGACGAUCGUCCGUUCUUCUGGUUGUUUGAGAACGUGGUUUUCAUGAGUGCCAACGACAAAUCAGAUAUCUGCAGAUUCCUUGAGUGUAAUCCAAUCCUUAUCGAUGCAGUGAAAGUCAGUCCUGCUCACAGAGCACGAUAUUUUUGGGGAAACCUCCCUGGCAUGAACAGACCUCUCGCUACAGCUCUAGACGACAAAGUGGCCCUCCAGGAUUGUUUGGAAGUCGGACGCAAGGCAAAGUUUGACAAAGUCCGCACCAUCACAACAAAGUCUAACUCUAUAAGGCAGGGGAAGAUGGGGCCACUACCGGUCAACAUGAAUGGAAAGGAGGACUACCUGUGGUGCACCGAAAUGGAACAGAUCUUUGGCUUCCCCAAACACUACACGGACGUGAACAACAUGGGCCGGAUGCAGAGGCAGAAAGUCCUGGGUCGCUCCUGGAGUGUCCCUGUUAUUCGUCACCUCUUCGCUCCGCUGAAGGAUUAUUUCGAAUGUGAAUAACGACUGUGAACAGAACCAUCGCUCUCAUAUCAGAGAGGCAGCGGUAAACCUACUGCCUUAUCCUGCCCUGCAUUACUAGGUAGUUCAAACUCUCCUUUUUCUCUGAAAGACUAAAUUUAGUUUUUACUAUUUUGACUUUUAGAAGUGUUUCCUCAUGAGCUCCUUUAAUCUUGUGAGUUGUCAGUCAUCCACGAUCCACUAUCACCAGCAGGCAACGACACUUUAUUUUCUGGUUUCCUUUGAUAAAUGAUGGUGCUGUGAUCAAACAGUAAUGUUGUACAGAACAUGGGCCUGAAGCACGAAGCGAGAUUAGACGGUCAGCCAGCUAUCUUUGGGCUUCACUCAGGUUUUCCAGUAUCACGAAGCUGGCUCACUUUUAAUCGGGGUAAUUAAUCACCAUGGUAACUUGCUGGCCAGCUAACCUGCUACAGAGCAUGUUAACUUCAGAGAUCAAAACCUGCCAACCUGCCAGAGACAUGUUUAUAGCUCAGUAGAAUCACUUUGCCUACCAUGAUAAUUAUGUCAGAGAGAGAAGAAACAAUUUUGCAAAAUUAAAAACAGGACUUUUAAUAAACAGAGAGAUAGUUAUUGCACUAUCAGCCUAAUGAAUGGCGAUUAUAGCUGCAUAUUAAUUGUGCGCUCUUGUUAAUUAGCUCAGUAAAAUAUAAAUGCAACAUUUUGGUCACAUAGACCUUAAAGUCGCUAUAAUCAAUAUUUUUACCUUAACAAUGGAUCAAAUUACUGUAUAAUGUGAAAGGAGUCACUCGUAGUGAUGAACCCAAAGAGAUCCCUCAGCUCUGGAGAGCGUCUUAGCAUCUUUCAGCUGAUUGUUUGGUUUUCUGGGCCACAAUUUUACUGGUUUGGUUCACUCUCACUGCUCUCAUAGUCGUUUUCGGCUUCAGCAGGAAGCCGUUUUUAUCUAAAAGGCUCUAAAAACCCACUGUACACUACCUGCUCAGCACCAAACAGCAGACAGGCAUGGUUAGAGAGUAGCUGGUGAACACAGUGAAGCAUUUAGCAGCUAAACAGCCAGAUAUAUCUCCCUCAGGAGUUGGUAGAGACCAAAAACUGAGCUAAAAGAGAGUGAAUAUUGGACUUACAUUCAUCAGGUGGACCAUAGACAGACAAAUAUAUAUACAGUCUAUGAGGUGGACACACACGACUCCAAAUUAAUGAUAAUAUGAUAGACAAGUUCACCAUAUCAACUUAAAACGUGACGAUAUGUCAAUGUUGUGUGUAUAGCUUGUUUCCGCUGUCCCCAAAAAUUAGUUAUUGCAGGUUUAAUUUAUUUACUUCAGGCCUUAUUUUGACUGUCUAUACUUUACUUUCUGCUUUGCAAAAAGGAAUAGCUUUACUUUAACUGUUUUUAAGCAUCAUGUAUCAUCUACCCAUAAUAGUUUGUUCAUCAUCAUCUAUUCUAGGUUACUGAACAUGUUGAAAAUGCCUUUAUACUUGUAAAUACACUUAUUUAUAGCCUUACUUUUCAUAUUUGAAUAUUAUUCGUACUAUUUCUACAACUUCUUAUUCUACUCUUAUUAUUCUUAUUCUACUCUCAUUGUAGUAUAUAUAUAUAUAUAUAUAUAUAUAGAUAUAGAUAUAGAUAUAGAUAACCAGCCUCAAGAUACAAGAUGUUAGAAGCCAGGUAACCCAAAGAGAGCCGUUGAACUUGCUUCGUGAUACAGGCCCCAGGUCUCUACCUCAACACGGAUAUAUUGGUUAAAAAUCUGCAGUUACACUUUUUUAUCCUGUAUUUAAUUUAUGAAUCUGAAAAAAACGUUUUCUUUACAUGACCUGUAUUUUAAUGUGUAAUCUUACCAGGGAUUUUAAGUCUGAUCUAAUCAUAUUCAUCAUUAGCUGUUGAUUAAUUUUAUUGUUUUUACUAAACAAUCCAUUAGCCAGUUUUUUCAUCUAAUUAAUAUGUUUUUAUCCAAAUUACAUUAAUCUCACUGUGGUGCACCAGUGAUUUUGUCCAAAAUGACCUCACUGGUUUUGCACCUUUUUUCUUUUCUUUUUUUUAUAAGGAAAGCUAUUUAUACAAGUCCAAAAAUAUUUUGUGUCGACGCAUUGAGAACAAACUGUUGUGAGUGUUAUCAGUACUUCAACUGGAGUGUCUCCAACAUUACUGUAGUAAGAACAAUACUGCAGAGCUCUGACUUAAACAUGAUGUACAGUGUCUUCUAACGUAGGAGACGUUUACUUAUAGGAUCAUAACAAUGGCUUUGCACAUUGUUUAAGAGCAUUUAUUAUCGUGGCUUCAUUUUAUAAUAGCAAGACCAACAUGUAUCUUCCACGGGGUCAAACAAUGAAUAAGUAAGAACAAGAUACUAAUCAAAACAUACAUGUACUGUACAUAUAGUAUGGAUUUUUUUGGUUUGGUUUGUUUGUUUUUAAGCAAUGUAUGAAAAAUAAAAAAGCCCUAAUGAAGAGGGGAGAAAUGUAAAAAAUUAUGAUAGUAGAUAGAAAUUGUAAAAAACGAAAAUAAAAUAAAGCAAUAAUGAAAAACACAAAAUAAAAAGAAUCAAAUAAUCAAUCAAUCAAAUAAUAAUAAUAAAAUUAAGAAGAAUUAGAGAAAAAAUAAAGAGGAAAUUAUGGGGGGGAAAAAACAAAAGAUGAGAAACCAGCAUCUAAUUCAAUUAAUAAAAAAGGUGAAUAAUCAAUACUAUCAUUGAGGCCGGGAUGUAUUGAGGCUCUGCUUGAACAAAAUCCAAAAUAUUUCACUGUCUACUAGACUAAUUUCAGCCAUCACCAACAGGGGGGGCGUUAAUGGCUGUAAUGACUACUAAAUGCAGAUCACCAUUUUUUAAUCAUGUUGCCACGGUGAUGAAGGCUUUUAAACUUUUGUCCUUACACGAAGCAGUGAGCUUUGGACAGCCCACCUGUGUAUCAGGACCAGCUGCUCUGAGUUUCACCUCUUUCAGAUCAGAUCACUUCAUCUGCAAAGUCGUGACAGGCAAGUUUUCAGUAUUUUUUGACAUUUCAUAAAACAAACAAUGAAUAAAUUUUUUGAAGAAAAAAAAAACACGCUAGAAUGAAAAUAACUGUUAUCUGCAGCCCUAAUAUUUUUGUAUUUUGGACUGUUGGACAAAACAAGACAUUAGAUGGCAUUUUUCACUGUUUACUGAUAUUUUAUAGUCCGAACAAUUCAUUGAUAAAUCAAGACAAUAAUUGGCAGAUUAAACAGUAAUGAAAGUAAUCGUUAUUUGCAGCCCUGCUAUAACAUCAAAGUGUUUUAUUAGGAAUAUGGUCAGCAGUAAUGUUUAUGUAGCAUACAUGCUAAACUGGUAUGGUCCUUUAAAUCUCAGUGAGACACGACCCCUUAGUUUGAAUGUAAUCUGUGCUUUUUCUUUUCUAGAUGUUUGGUUUGGUCUUUUUUUAAAUGACAGCUUUUGUAAUUCUCUUAAAACAAAUCAACAGUACUGUUCAGGUGUCCCUAAAUGACGAUUUUACGCACACCUGUGUUUUUAUUGUUCAAAUGGAUCAUGUUAACUGUACCAAAAGUUAAGGUGCUGAAUCAGUUAGCUUCCUGUGUUUGACCACUACUCGCUGUACUGUAUCUGUUCACUACAUGCAUGAUGGACAGGCCUACAGUGAGAUCAGACUCCUCUGGUGUGCUCGACACCUUUACCUCAUUGAUUGUUUGUUUGGGACUUUUGAUUCCUGAUGGUGCUACACUAACGGUGCUACCUUUGCAUGUUCAGGGUUUUUUUCACCUCUGCCCUUAAUCUGCACCAUCUCAAAGUGAACUUUUCUCGUAGGUUGUUGUUUUGCUGUGUGUUGAUUGUUCAAUUGUGGGUUUGUUUUUAUGAAAUUACAGAGUGAUGUAGGGAGAUCUUAGUGCGAUGUAUAGCCCAUUUCCUUGGUGAAAACAACAAAUGGCAUGUCAGGACACAAUGAAUAAAAGUGUAUGUGGGACUCUAGAAAAAACAGGUCCUGACUCAUUUAGCCAAAUAAAAAUGCAAUUUACUGAGCCGAAA